Polistes dominula (European paper wasp) is the source of this 1752-nucleotide messenger RNA. It is a transcript of the gene Rbbp5, whose product is annotated as retinoblastoma binding protein 5. Gene Ontology annotation, molecular function: protein binding. The record is from RefSeq and is a predicted model, not a curated record. NCBI's taxonomy places the organism in Eukaryota, Metazoa, Arthropoda, Insecta, Hymenoptera, Vespidae. Gene Ontology annotation, cellular component: Set1C/COMPASS complex.
AAUAUCUACUUUAGAAGUUUUAUUUGCGUAUUUUAAUUCGAGAAAACCUCAGAAUAAUCGUAACUUUAAUCGUCAAAAUAAUUAUAACUUUAAAUUUGGUUAUCGUAUGUACUGACGUCGAUAAUAACAUCAGCAUUGUUACCAACAGGUAAAUCUUAAUGAAAUGUUGGUACUGCGGUUUUGUAUUAUUCUCUUCACUAAAGAUUUAACAACAGAUCAACUUUAUAAACAACAAUAAUAAUUAAGAGGAAAGGAAAAUAUAAAUAUAUAUAGAAAUAAAAAUGAAUUUAGAAUUAUUGGAAUCAUUUGGACAAAAUUAUCCAGAAGAAUUUGACGGUACAUUGGAUUGUAUAUCACUUGCUGUAACAUGUACAUUUAACAAACGAGGAACUCUACUUGCUGUUGGUUGUAAUGAUGGUAGAAUAGUUAUAUGGGAUUUUUUAACACGUGGGAUUGCAAAGAUCAUUAGCGCACAUGUACAUCCUGUUUGCUCAUUGAGUUGGUCUAGAAAUGGACACAAAUUGCUGAGCGCUUCUACAGAUAAUAAUGUUUGUAUAUGGGAUGUUUUGUCUGGAGAGUGCGAUCAAAAAUAUAGGUUUCCUUCUCCAAUCUUGAAAGUUCAAUUUCAUCCGAGAAACUUAAAUAAAUUUUUAGUAUGUCCGAUGAGACAUGCUGCUGUAAUGGUUGACAUCGAAGGCACUCAUAGAGUCAUACCUCUUGAUGAAGAUAGCGAUUUAAAUAUAGUAGCAUCAUUUGAUAGAAGAGGCGAUUAUGUAUAUACCGGAAAUGCUCGUGGCAGAAUUUUAGUCUUAGAUGCAGAAUCUUUAACCGUUAAAGCAUCUUACAAGAUUUCACAAGGUACUGCCAGUAACACAGCAGUAAAGAGUAUUGAAUUCGCAAGGCGUGGUUCGUGUUUUCUUGUUAAUACUUCCGAUAGAGUUAUUCGCGUGUAUGAUAGUAUAGAGAUAUUGGCAUGUGGAAAAGAUGGCGAACCAGAGCCAAUUCAAAAACUACAAGAUCUUGUAAAUAAAACUAUGUGGAAAAAAUGCUGUUUUUCUGGAGAUGGUGAAUAUGUGUGUGCCGGAUCUGCUAGACAACAUGCGUUAUAUGUUUGGGAAAAAAGUAUUGGAAAUUUAGUAAAAAUCUUACAUGGAACUAAAGGAGAAUUAUUAUUAGAUGUUGUGUGGCAUCCUGUAAGGCCUAUCAUAGCUUCCAUUUCAUCUGGUGUAGUUUCUAUUUGGGCACAAAAUCAAGUUGAAAAUUGGUCUGCUUUUGCGCCAGAUUUUAAAGAAUUAGACGAAAAUGUAGAAUACGAAGAGAGAGAAAGUGAAUUUGAUUUAAGCGACGAGGAUAAGUCUGUAGUACAAGGAGAAGAAGCUCAAGAUGAAGAAAUCGAAGUAGAUGUAGCAUCUAUCGUUAGAGUUGCUGCCUUUUGCAGUUCAGACGAAGAAACGGAAGACAUAGGUUCUCUUCAAUUUUUACCGAUAUCUCCAGAUGUUGAAGAUUCAGAGGAUACCCAAGCUUCUCCCCAUGAACCGCCAAUAAAAAAACAUCGUUCACAUAAUAUUGAUUUACAAGGUGCACCUAUUGGAGAGACACAUCCCCUAUUGAAUAAAGGAAAAGAUAAACCUACAACAAAGAAAGGCAGACCUAGAUUAGAACAUAGAAAAGGAAAAUAAAAUUUUUAAUAAUCCAUCAUAUUCACAGAAAUCAAUAAAACGUGUCUUAUAACAUAUGUAAAUAGUCUAAAAA